This is a messenger RNA of Ectocarpus sp. CCAP 1310/34, 612 nucleotides long. The record is from the annotation of a GenBank genome assembly. Lineage: Eukaryota; Phaeophyceae; Ectocarpales; Ectocarpaceae.
AUGGAAGGACGAGCGAGCGGCAGCGCAGGAGCGGCGGCGGCGGGUUUGUCCAACACGGUAGUGCCCGUUACCGCAUGGCAGAUAUUCUCCAGCCGCCAUGCCGCGAAGGUCGCUGUAGCCGCUGAGCUUGCUGCCACUGGCCGUUCCAUGAAGAAUGGAAAGGGUGCCCGCAGUCGGCAAAUCCACCUGGUGUGCAAGACCUGCACAAGUUGGGUUGUUAGGGGCUGCCAACAGAAAGGUGAUGAUUUCAAGAUCACCAAGCAAGGUAGAGGGCUCGCACGUCGACUGUGCUGGGGGCGGGCGGACGAGCUCCGCAGUAGUACAAAACCCCUCGUGGACCAGUUGGUUAGGGCCAACCCCAAGAUCGUCGGUCCCGCGAUUAAAAGGACCCUGAAGACCGUGGGAUUUACCGUCUCCGACCGGCAAUCUCAACGCGCGAAGAAGCGCAUCGCGACCGCGUCUAAGGAGGAUGAAGCGGCUGCCAUUUCGCGUCUUCCAUCCCUUUUCGAAGGGACCGAGCGCGAUUGCCCAGGUUCGGUUGCCACCGUCGAGGUGAGUCCCGACAACCGGUUCGUCAGGAGCUUCCUGAUGUUUCGCAGGGGCGGGAACUGA